This is a messenger RNA of Suricata suricatta (meerkat), 14177 nucleotides long. It is a transcript of the gene HSPG2, whose product is annotated as heparan sulfate proteoglycan 2. Gene Ontology annotation, biological process: cell-cell adhesion. NCBI's taxonomy places the organism in Eukaryota, Metazoa, Chordata, Mammalia, Carnivora, Herpestidae. Gene Ontology annotation, molecular function: cell adhesion molecule binding; calcium ion binding. Gene Ontology annotation, cellular component: cell-cell junction. The record is from RefSeq and is a predicted model, not a curated record. The transcript is spliced from 97 exons.
AUGAAGGUGACUCACGGGCUGCGGGCAUAUGAUGGCCUAUCUCUGCCUGAGGAUGAGGAGACAGUCACGGUGGACCGGGCGGGCAGGAGCUACUCAGACAUCUCUGAUGACGAAGACUUGCUGGCUGACGAUGCCUCUGGAGACGGCCUGGGUAGCGGGGAACCAGGCAGCGGGGACUUUCAGAUGGUGUAUUUCCGGGCCCUGGUAAACUUCACUCGAUCCAUCCACUACAGCCCUCGGCUAGAGGAUGCAGGCUCUGAGGAGUUCCGGGAAGUAUCUGAGGCCCUGGUGGACACGCUGGAGUCGGAGUACUUGAAGAUUCCUGGAGACCAGGUUGUCAGUGUGGUGUUCAUCAAGGAGCUGGACGGCUGGGUCUUCGUGGAGCUGGACGUGGGCUCCGAAGGGAAUGCGGACGGGGCUCAGAUUCAGGACGUGCUGCACACCGUCAUCUCUAGCGGCUCUGUCGCCUCCUACAUCACCUCUCCCCAGGGAUUCCAGUUCCGGCGCCUGGGCACAGUGCCCCAGGUCUCAAGAGUCUGCACCGAGGCCGAGUUUGCCUGUCACAGCCACAACGAGUGUGUGGCCCUGGAGUACCGCUGUGACCGGAGGCCUGACUGCAGGGACAUGUCUGAUGAGCUCAAUUGUGAGGAAGAGGAGGUCCCAGAGGUCAGCUCCGUGUCCCCCACUCUGGUGGAGACACCACCGUUAGUGCCCUCGCUGGAGGCGACCACCGUGCAGCAGGUGCCAGGCACCCCUGCUCCACAGCCUCUGCUCCCCAGUCCAGACAGGCCUGUGCCCUGCGGGCUCCAUGAGGCCAUGUGCCCCAGCGGGCAGUGCAUCCCCAAAGACUACCUGUGUGAUGGGCAGGAGGACUGCGAGAAUGGCAGCGACGAGCUGAACUGCGGUCCCCCACCUCCCUGUGAGCCCAAUGAGUUUGCCUGCGGAGAUGGGCACUGUGCCCUCAAGCUGUGGCACUGUGAUGGUGACUUUGACUGUAAAGACCACACCGAUGAGGCCAACUGCCCUGCCAAGCGCCCCGAGGAUGAGUGCAAGCCCACGCAAUUCCGCUGCGUCUCCACGAGCACCUGCGUCCCGGCCAGCUUCCACUGUGACGGGGAGAGCGACUGUCCCGACCGCAGCGAUGAGUUUGGCUGCAUGCCCCCGAAGGUGGUGACUCCUCCCCAGGAGUCCAUCCAGGCUUCCCGGGGCCAGACAGUGACCUUCACAUGUGUGGCCAUCGGCGUCCCCACCCCCGUCAUCAACUGGAGGCUUAACUGGGGCCACAUCCCCUCUCAUCCCAGGGUGACAGUGACCAGCGAAGGCGGCCAGAGCACACUGACCAUCCGCGACGUGAAGGAGGCAGACCAGGGUGCCUACACCUGUGAGGCCAUGAAUGCCCAGGGCAUGGUGUUUGGCAUUCCUGAUGGGGUCCUGGAGCUCGUUCCAAAGCGAGGACCCUGCCCUGACGGGCACUUCUACCUGGAGCCCAGUGCCUCCUGCCUGCCCUGCUUCUGCUUUGGGGUCACCAGCAUUUGCCAGAGCAGCCACCGCUUCCGAGACCAGAUCCGGCUCCGCUUUGACCGGCCCAAUGACUUCAAGGGUGUGAAUGUGACCAUGCCCGCGCAGCCCGGCACGCCACCCCUCUCCUCCACCCAGCUGCAGAUCGACACCGCUCUGCAGGAGCUCCAGCUGGUCGACCUGUCUCGACGCUUCCUGGUGCACGACUCUUUCUGGGCUCUGCCCAAGCAGUUCUUGGGCAACAAGGUGGACUCCUACGGCGGCUCCCUACGCUACAAGGUGCGCUACGAGCUGGCACGUGGCAUGCUGGAGCCAGUGCAGCGGCCGGACGUGGUCCUUGUGGGGGCUGGAUAUCGCCUUCUCUCCCGAGGGCACGUGUCCACCCAGCCCGGCACACUGAACCAGCGACAGGUUCAGUUCUCGGAGGAGCACUGGGUCCAUGAGUCCGGCCGGCCAGUGCAGCGGGCUGAGAUGCUGCAAGUGUUGCAGAGCCUGGAGGCUGUCCUCAUCCAAACAGUGUACAACGCCAAGAUGGCCAGCGUGGGACUGAGUGACAUUGCCAUGGAUACCACUGUCACCCACGCCACCAGCCACGGCCGGGCCCACAGCGUGGAGGAGUGCAGAUGCCCCAUUGGCUAUUCUGGCUUAUCCUGCGAGAGCUGUGAUGCCCAUUUCACGCGGGUGCCUGGUGGGCCCUACCUGGGCACCUGCUCUGGCUGCAGCUGCAAUGGGCAUGCCAGCUCUUGUGACCCCGUGUAUGGCCACUGCCUGAACUGCCAGCACAACACAGAGGGGCCCCAGUGCAACAAGUGCAAGGCUGGCUUCUUUGGGGACGCCACAAAGGCCACGGCCACUGCCUGCCGCCCCUGCCCGUGCCCGUACAUUGACGCCUCCCGCAGAUUCUCAGACACCUGCUUCCUGGACACGGACGGUCAAGCCACGUGUGAUGCAUGCGCCCCAGGCUACACUGGCCGCCGCUGUGAGAGCUGCGCCCCUGGGUAUGAAGGCAACCCCAUCCAGCCCGGCGGGAAAUGCAGGCCCAGCAACCAGGAGAUCGUGCGCUGUGAUGAACGCGGCAGCGUGGGGACCUCCGGGGAGGCCUGCCGCUGUAAGAACAACGUGGUGGGGCGUCUGUGCAAUGAGUGUGUCGCCGGCUCUUUCCACCUGAGUGCCCGCAACCCUGAUGGCUGCCUCAAGUGCUUCUGCAUGGGCGUCAGCCGCCAGUGCACCAGCUCCUCCUGGAGCCGCGCCCAGGUGCACGGGGCUUCCGAGGAGCCCGCUCAGUUCAGCCUGACCAACGCCGCGGGCACCCACACCACCAGCGAGGGCAUCUCAUCACCCGCGCCCGGGGAACUGGCCUUCUCCUCCUUCCACAACCUCCUCUCCGGACCCUACUUCUGGAGCCUCCCUGCAGGCUUUCGCGGGGACAAGGUGACCUCCUAUGGAGGAGAGCUGCGCUUCACGGUGACCCAGCGGCCCCAGCCUGGCUCCACGCCUUUGCACGGGCAGCCGAUGGUGGUGCUGCAGGGCAAUGGCAUUGUCUUAGAGCAUCACACUUCCCAGGAGCCCAGCCCCGGCCAGCCCAGCACCUUCACUGUGCCCUUCCGGGAGCAAGCCUGGCAACGGCCCGAUGGGCAGCCGGCCACACGGGAACACCUGCUGAUGGCACUGGCGGGCAUCGACACCCUCCUGAUCCAGGCGUCCUUCAGCCAGCGGCCAGCUGAGAGCAGGGUCUCUGGCAUCAGCAUGGAUGUGGCUGUGCCCGAGAACACCGGCCAGGACCCCGCACUGGAGGUAGAGCAGUGUACCUGCCCACCCGGCUACCGUGGCCCAUCCUGCCAGGACUGUGACACAGGCUACACACGCAUGCCCAGCGGACUCUACCUGGGCACCUGUGAACGUUGCAGCUGCCAUGGCCACACAGAGAUCUGCGAGCCCGAAACAGGUGCCUGCCAGGGCUGCCAGCACCACACGGAGGGCCCUCAGUGUGAGCGGUGCCAACCAGGAUACUAUGGGGACGCCCAACAGGGGACACCACAGGACUGCCAGCCGUGCCCUUGCUACGGAGCCCCCGCUAGUGGCCAGGCCACCCAUACUUGCUUUCUGGACACAGACGGCCACCCCACCUGUGAUGCGUGCUCCCCAGGCCAUAGCGGGCGUCACUGUGAGAGGUGUGCUCCAGGUUACUAUGGCAACCCCAGCCAAGGCCAGCCAUGCCAAAGAGACGGCCAACUGCCAGAGCCGAUUGGAUGUGGCUGUGACCCCAAGGGCAGCAUCAGCAGUCAGUGUGAUGCUGCUGGCCAGUGCCAUUGCAAGGCCCAGGUGGAGGGCCUCACCUGCAGUCACUGCCGGCCCCACCACUUCUACCUGAGCGCCAGCAACCCCGACGGCUGCCUGCCCUGCUUCUGCAUGGGUGUCACCCAGCAGUGCGCCAGCUCCUCCUACAGCCGGCACCUGGUGAGAGCCGCAGAGGCACAGCCCCUCUGAGUGAUCCCUGGGGCAGGUCAUAGCCGCCUGACUGGGGGCUUUACCGUGGAGCCCGUGCCUGAGGGGGCCCAGCUCUCCUUUGGCACCUUCGCCCAGCUUGGCCACGAGUCCUUCUACUGGCAGCUGCCGGAGGCAUACCAAGGAGACAAGGUGGCGGCCUAUGGCGGGAAGCUACGAUACACCCUCUCCUACACAGCGGGGGCGCAGGGCAGCCCACUCUCUGACCCUGACGUCCAGAUCACGGGCAACAACAUCAUGCUGGUGGCCUCCCAGCCAGCGCCACGGGGCCCAGAGAGGAAGAGCUUUGAGAUCAUUUUCCGAGAGGAAUUCUGGCGCCGGCCUGACGGGCAGCCGGCCACGCGCGAGCACCUCCUGAUGGCGCUGGCCGACCUGGACGAGCUCCUGGUCCGGGCCACAUUCACCUCGAUGCCUCGGGCAGCCGGCAUCAGCUCCGUCAGCCUGGAGGUCGCCCAGCCUGGGCCCUCGGAGGGACCGAGGGCCCUGGAGGUGGAGGAAUGCCGCUGUCCCCCGGGCUACAUUGGCUUGUCCUGCCAGGACUGCGCCCCAGGCUAUACGCGCACUGGCAGUGGGCUCUACCUCGGCCACUGUGAGCUGUGUGAAUGCAACGGCCACUCAGACCUGUGCCACCCAGAGACCGGGGCCUGCUCGCAGUGCCAGCACAACGCCGCUGGGGAGUUCUGUGAGCUGUGUGCGCCUGGCUACUAUGGGGACGCGACCGCCGGGACGCCUGAGGACUGCCAGCCCUGUGCCUGCCCACUGACCAACCCAGAGAACAUGUUCUCCCGCACCUGCGAGAGCCUGGGAGCCGGCGGGUACCGCUGCACCGCCUGUGAACCUGGCUACACCGGCCAGUACUGUGAGCAAUGUGCCCCAGGCUACGUGGGUAACCCCAAUGUGCGGGGGGGCCGGUGCCUGCCCCAAGAUGCAGCCCCACUGGUGGUCCAGGUGCAUCCGGCUCGGAGCGUCGUACCCCAAGGUGGCUCCCACUCCCUGCGGUGCCAGGUCAGUGGGAGCCCACCCCACUACUUCUACUGGUCUCGCGAGGAUGGACGUCCCGUGCCUAGCAGCACCCAGCAGCGACAUCAAGGCUCCGAGCUCCACUUCCCAAGCGUCCAGCCAUCAGACGCGGGUGUCUAUAUCUGCACCUGUCGAAAUCUCCAUCAUGCCAAUACCAGCCGGGCAGAGCUGCUGGUCACUGAGGCCCCAAGCAAGCCCAUCACGGUGACGGUGGAAGAGCAGCGGAGCCAGAGCGUGCGCCCUGGGGCGGAUGUCACCUUCAUCUGCACGGCCAAGAGCAAGUCUCCGGCUUACACUCUGGUUUGGACCCGCCUGCACAAUGGGAAACUGCCAGCCCGGGCCAUGGAUUUCAACGGCAUCCUGACCAUUCGCAAUGUACAGCCGAGUGACGCAGGCACCUACGUGUGCACUGGCUCCAACAUGUUCGCCAUGGACCAGGGCACGGCCACACUGCACGUGCAAGCCUCGGGCACCCCGUCCGCUCCUGUGGCCUCCAUCCAUCCGCCGCAGCUCACCGUGCAGCCCGGGCAGCUGGCCGAGUUCCGCUGCAGUGCCACAGGGAACCCCAUGCCCACCCUUGAGUGGACAGGGGGCCCUGGCGGCCAGCUCCCUCAGAAGGCACAGAUCCUUGGUGGCAUCCUGCGCCUGCCAACUGUCGAGCCCUCGGAUCAAGCCCAGUACCUGUGUCAUGCCCUUAAUAGCGUCGGGCAGCACGUGGCCAGGGCCGUGCUCCACGUGCAUGGGGGCGGCGGGCCCAGGGUCCAGGUGAGUCCAGAGAGGACUCAGGUACACGAAGGUCGCACCGUCAGGCUGUACUGCAGGGCUGCAGGUGUGCCCAGCGCCACCAUCACCUGGAGGAAGGAAGGGGGCAGCCUCCCCCCACAGGCCCGGUCCGAGCGCACAGACAUCGCCACGCUGGUCAUCCCGGCCAUCACAGCCGCCGACGCCGGCUUCUACCUCUGCGUGGCCAGCAGCCCCGCGGGCACCGCACAGGCCCGGAUCCAAGUGGUUGUCCUUCCAGGUGCCAGCACCCCACCAGUCAGGAUCGAGUCCUCGUCACCUUCGGUGACUGAAGGCCAGACGCUGGACCUCAACUGUGUGGUGGCUGGCCUGGCCCACACCUCCAUCACGUGGUACAAGCGAGGGGGCAGCCUGCCUCCCCACAGCCAGGUGCAUGGCUCCCGGUUACGGCUUUCCCAGGUUUCUCCAGCUGAUUCUGGAGAAUACGUUUGCCGAGUGGAGAACGAGUCAGGCCCCAAGGAGGCCUCCAUCGUCGUUUCUGUCUUCCACAGCACCCACCCAGGCCCUGGCUACACCCCAGCUCCAGGAGGAGCCCCAGCUCCGGGCAGCACCCAGCCCAUCCACAUCGAGUCCUCCUCCUCCCACGUGGCUGAAGGGCAGACCCUGGACCUGAACUGCAUAGUGCCCGGGCAGGCCCACGCCCAGGUCACAUGGCACAGGCGCGGGGGCAACCUCCCCGUCCGGCAUCAGACCCAUGGCUCGCUGCUGCGGCUGCACCAGGUGUCUCCAGCCGACUCGGGCGAGUACGUAUGCCGCGUAGUCCUUGGCCCUGGGCCCCUGGAGACCUCUGUCCUGGUCAACAUCAAGGCCUCCGGCUCCCCUUCGGGCUCCAUCCCGGCCCUGGAACCUGUCCCCCCUGUCAGGAUCGAGUCUACAUCCCCCACAGUGGCCGAGGGGCAGACCCUGGAUCUGAGCUGUGUGGUGGCAGGGCAGGCCCAUGCCCAGGUCACGUGGUACAAGCGUGGGGGCAGCCUCCCUGCCCGGCACCAGGUUCGCGGCUCCCGCCUGUACAUCUUCCAGGCCUCGCCAGCUGAUGCAGGCGAGUACGUUUGCCGGGCCAGCAACGGUAUGGAGGCCUCUAUCACAGUCACUGUAACCAGGACCCAGGGGGCCAACUUUGCCUACCCUCCGGGCAGCACCCAGCCCAUCCGCAUCGAGUCGUCCUCCUCCCACGUGGCCGAAGGGCAGACCCUGGACCUGAACUGCAUAGUGCCCGGGCAGGCCCACGCCCAGGUCACGUGGCAUAAGCGCGGGGGCAGCCUCCCUGCCCGGCACCAGACCCACGGCUCCCUGCUGAGACUACACCAGGUGUCCCCAGUUGACUCGGGCGAGUAUGUGUGCCGCGUGGUGGGGGGCUCGGUGCCCCUGGAGGCCUCUGUCCUGGUGACCAUUGAGCCUGCAGGCUCUGUACCUGCGCCGGGCGUCAUCCCCCCAGUCCGGAUCGAGUCGUCCUCCUCCCAUGUGGCUGAAGGGCAGACCCUGGAUCUGAACUGCUUGGUUGCUGGGCAGGCCCACGCCCAGGUCACGUGGCACAAGCGAGGGGGCAGCCUCCCCGCGCAGCACCAGGUGCAUGGGUCAAGGCUGCGGCUGCCCCAGGUGACCCCAGCCGACUCUGGGGAGUACAUAUGCCGUGUGGUCAGCAGCUCGGGCACCCAGGAAGCCUCCGUCCUCGUCACGAUCCAGCGGCGCCUGGGCCCCUCCCACCCCCAGGGCGUGGUGUACCCCAUCCGCAUCGAGUCCUCCUCGGCCUCCCUGGCCAAUGGACGUGUCCUGGACCUCAACUGCCUGGUGGCCAGCCAGGCCCCCCACACCAUCACCUGGUAUAAACGUGGAGGCAGCCUGCCCAGCCGGCACCAGAUCGUGGGCUCCCGACUGCGGAUCCCCCAAGUGACACCUGCAGACUCAGGCGAAUAUGUGUGUCACGUCAGUAACGGUGCUGGGUCCCAGGAGACCUCACUCAUCGUGACCAUCGAGGGCAGCGGCCCCUUCCAUGUGCCCAGUGUCUCCCCACCGAUCAGGAUCGAGUCCUCGUCCCCCACUGUGGUCGAAGGACAGACCUUGGAUCUGAACUGCGUGGUCGCUGGGCAGCCCCAGGCCACCAUCACGUGGUACAAGCGUGGGGGCAGCCUUCCUACCCAACACCAGGCCCACGGCUCCCGCCUGCGGCUGCACCACAUGUCCGUGGCUGACUCUGGCGAGUACGUGUGCCGCGCCAACAACAACAUCGAUGCCCAGGAGGCCUCCAUCGUGGUCUCAGUGUCCCCCAGCGCUGGCAGCCCCUCUGCCCCUGGCAGUGCAGUGCCCAUCAGGAUCGAGUCGUCUUCCUCCCACGUGGCUGAAGGGCAGACCGUGGAUCUGAAUUGCGUGGUCCCUGGCCAGGCCCACGCCCAGGUCACGUGGCACAAGCGUGGGGGCAGCCUCCCUACUCAUCACCAGGCCCACGGCUCACGGCUGAGGCUGUACCAGGUGUCCCCAGCUGAUUCGGGCGAGUAUGUAUGCCAGGUAGUGAGCAGCUCAGGCCCCCUGGAGGCCUCUGUCCUGGUCAACAUCGAGGCCUCUGGCUCCAGUGCUGUUCCUGUCCCUGCCCCAGGUGGAGCCCCACCCAUCCGCAUUGAGACCUCCUCCUCCCAUGUGGCUGAAGGGCAGACCCUGGAUCUGAACUGCAUCGUCCCUGGACAGGCCCACGCCCAGGUCACGUGGCACAGACGCGGGGGCAGCCUUCCUGCCCGGCACCAGGUCCACGGACCCCUGCUGAGGCUGAAUCAGGUGUCCCCGGCUGACUCUGGAGAGUACUACUGUCAAGUGACUGGCAGCUCUGGCACCUUGGAGGCUUCUGUCCUGGUCACAAUUGAGGCCUCCAGCCCAGGCCCCAUUCCUGCCCCAGGACUGGCCCAGCCCAUCUACAUCGAGGCCUCCUCCUCCCACGUGGCCGAAGGGCAGACCCUGGACCUGAACUGCGUGGUGCCCGGGCAGGCCCACGCCCAGGUCAUGUGGUACAAGCGUGGGGGCAGCCUCCCCGCCCGGCACCAGACCCACGGCUCCCGGCUGCGGCUCCCCCACGUCUCCCCUGCCGACUCCGGCGAGUACGUGUGCCGCGUGGCUGGCAGCUCAGGCCCUGAGCAGGAGGCCUCCUUCCCAGUCACCGUCCCGCCCAGUGCGGGGUCCUCCUACCGCCUGAGGAGCCCUGUCAUCUCUAUCGACCCGCCCAGCAGCACCGUGCAGCAGGGCCAGGACGCCAGCUUCAAGUGCCUCAUCCAUGACGGGGCCACCCCCAUCAGCCUCGAGUGGAAAACUCGGAACCAAGAACUGGAGGACAAUGUCCACAUCAGCCCCAACGGCUCCAUCAUCACCAUCGUGGGCGCCCGGCCCAGCAACCACGGUGCUUACCGCUGUGUGGCCUCCAACGCCUAUGGCGUGGCCCAAAGUGUCGUGAACCUCAGUGUGCACGGGCCCCCUACUGUGUCUGUGCUCCCCGAGGGUCCCGUGCGGGUGAAGGUGGGGAAGUCCGUCACCCUGGAGUGUGUCAGUGCUGGGGAGCCCCGCUCUGCAGCCCACUGGACCCGGAUUGGCACCCCCACCCGCCUGGAACAGCAGAUGUAUGGGGUCGUGGACAGCCAUACGGUGCUGCAGAUUUCAUCUGUGAAACCAUCAGAUGCAGGCACCUACGUAUGCCUGGCUCAGAAUGCACUGGGCACAGCACAGAAGCGGGUGGAGGUGAUUGUGGACACAGGCACUGUGGCCCCAGGGGCCCCCCAAGUUCAAGUUGAAGAAGCCGAGCUGACCAUAGAGGCUGGACACACAGCCACCCUGCGUUGCUCCGCCACAGGCAGCCCCACGCCCACCAUCCAUUGGUCCAAGCUGCGCUCCCCGCUGCCCUGGCAGCACCGGCUGGAAGGUGACACGCUGAUCAUCCCCCGGGUGGCCCAGCAGGACUCAGGCCAGUACAUCUGCAACGCCACUAGCCCUGCCGGGCAUGCCGAGGCCACCAUCGCCCUGCACGUGGAGAGUCCACCAUAUGCCACCACGGUCCCGGAGCACACUUCGGUGCGGGCAGGGGAGACGGUGCAGAUCCAGUGCCUGGCGCAUGGGACACCCCCGCUCACCUUCCACUGGAGCCGUGUGGGUGGCAGCCUCCCUGGGAGGGCGACUGUCCGGAACGAGAUGCUGCGCUUUGAGCCCGCAGCCCCCGAGGACUCAGGCCGCUACCGUUGCCGGGUCACCAACAAGGUGGGCUCAGCUGAGGCCUUCGCCCAGGUGCUCGUUCAAGGCCCCUCUGGCUCCGUCCUGGCCACCGCCAUCCCAGGAGGACCCACGCCUGCCGUUCAGGUCACACCUCAGCAGGAGACCAAGAGCAUAGGGGCCAGCGUCGAGUUCCACUGUGCCGUGCCCAGUGACCGGGGCACCCAGCUCCGCUGGGUCAAGGAAGGGGGUCAGCUGCCUCCUGGCCACAGUGUGCAGGAUGGGGUGCUCCGAAUCCAGAACUUGGACCAGAGCUGCCAAGGGACAUAUGUUUGCCAGGCCUAUGGACCGUGGGGACAGGCCCAGGCCAGUGCCCAGCUGGUUGUCCAAGCCCUGCCCUCGGUGCUCAUCAACAUUCGGACGUCCGUGCAGACCGUGGUGGUCGGCCAUGCCGUGGAGUUUGAGUGCCUGGCCCUAGGCGACCCCAAGCCUCAGGUGACAUGGAGCAAAGUCGGGGGGCGCCUGCGGCCUGGCAUCGUGCAGAGCGGGGGCAUCGUCAGGAUCGCCCACGUGGAGCUGGCCGACGCAGGGCAGUACCGCUGCACCGCCACCAACGCCGCGGGCACCACCCAGUCCCACGUGCUGCUGCUCGUGCAAGCCUUGCCCCAGAUCUCCACGCCCCCAGAGGUGCGGGUGCCUGCUGGCUCUGCAGCCGCCUUCCCCUGCAUGGUCUCCGGCUACCCCACUCCUGAGAUCACCUGGAGCAAGCUGGACGGUAACCUGCCGCCUGACAGCCGCCUGGAGAACAACAUGCUGGUGUUGCCCUCGGUCCGACCUCAGGACGCAGGCACCUACGUCUGCACUGCCACCAACCACCAGGGCAAAGUCAAAGCCUUCGCCCACCUGCAGGUGCCAGAGCGGGUGGUGCCCUACUUCACACAGACCCCCCACUCCUUCCUGCCGCUGCCCACCAUCAAAGAUGCCUACAGGAAGUUUGAGAUCAAGAUCACCUUCCGUCCCGACUCAGCCGAUGGGAUGCUGCUGUACAAUGGGCAGAAGGGGAUCCCAGGGAGCCCCACCAAUCUGGCCAACAGGCACCCUGACUUCAUCUCCUUCGGCCUCGUGGGUGGACGGCCUGAGUUCCGGUUUGACGCAGGCUCAGGCAUGGCCACCAUCCGCCACCCCACACCGCUGGCGCUGGGCCAGUUCCACACCGUGACCCUGCUGCGCAGCCUCACCCAGGGCUCCCUGAUUGUGGGCAGCCUGGCCCCAGUCAAUGGGACAUCUCAGGGCAAGUUCCAGGGCCUGGACCUAAACGAGGAGCUCUACCUUGGUGGCUACCCCGACUACAGUGCCAUCCCCAAGGCGGGGCUGAGCAGCGGCUUCGUAGGCUGUGUCCGGGAGCUGCGCAUCCAGGGUGAGGAGAUCAUCUUCCACGACCUCAACCUUACAGCGCACGGCAUCUCCCACUGCCCCACCUGUCGGGACCGGCCCUGCCAGAAUGGGGGCCAAUGUCAGGAUUCAGAGAGCAGCAGCUACAUGUGCAUCUGCCCAGCUGGCUUCACCGGGAGCCGCUGUGAGCACUCCCAGGCCCUGCACUGCCACCCAGAGGCCUGUGGGCCCGACGCCACCUGUGUGAACCGGCCUGACGGUCGAGGCUAUACCUGCCGCUGCCAUCUGGGCCGCUCAGGGCUGAGAUGUGAGGAAGGUGUGACAGUGACCACCCCCUCCAUGUCGGGCACCGGCUCCUACCUGGCACUGCCCGCCCUCACCAACACACACCACGAGCUGCGUCUGGACGUUGAGUUCAAGCCGCUGGCGCCCGAUGGCAUCCUACUCUUCAGCGGAGGGAAGAGCGGGCCUGUGGAGGACUUUGUGUCCCUGGCGAUGGUGGGCGGCCACCUGGAGUUCCGAUAUGAGUUAGGGUCAGGGCUGGCCGUGCUGCGGAGCCCCGAGCCGCUGGCCCUGGGCCACUGGCACCGAGCGUCUGCGGAACGUCUCAACAAGGAUGGCAGCCUGCGCGUGAACAGCCGACGCCCCGUGCUGCGCUCCUCGCCCGGCAAGAGCCAGGGCCUCAACCUGCACACCCUCCUCUACCUCGGUGGCGUGGAGCCCUCCGUGCGGCUGCCCCCGGCCACCAACGUCAGCGCUCACUUCCGAGGCUGUGUGGGCGAGGUGUCGGUGAACGGAAAGCGGCUAGACUUCACCUACAGCUUCCUGGGCAGCCAGGGCAUCGGGCAGUGCUACACCAGCUCCCCGUGUGAGCACCAGCCAUGCCAGAACCGUGCCACCUGCAUGCCCGCCGGCGAGUACGAGUUCCAGUGCCUGUGCCCUGAUGGCUUCAAAGGAGACCUCUGUGAGCACGAGGAAAACCCCUGCCAGCUCCACGAGCCCUGUCUGCACGGGGGCACCUGCCAGGGCACCCGCUGCCUCUGUCCCCCCGGCUUCUCAGGCCCACGCUGCCAACAAGGCCCUGGACAAGGCAUGGCUGAGUCCGAUUGGCAUCUGGAAGGCAGUGGGGGCAAUGAUGCCCCUGGGCAGUACGGAGCCUACUUCCAUGAUGACGGCUUCCUAGCUCUCCCUGGUCGCAUCUUCUCCCGGAGCCUGCCCGAGGUGCCGGAGACCAUCGAGCUGGAGGUCCGGACCAGCUCGGCCAGCGGCCUCCUGCUGUGGCAGGGCACGGAUGUGGGAGAGGCCGGCCACAGCAAGGACUUCAUCAGUCUCGGGCUUCAGGACGGGCACCUUGUCUUCAGCUACCAGCUGGGCAGUGGGGAGGCCCGCCUCGUCUCUGAGGACCCCAUCAAUGAUGGCGAGUGGCAUCGGGUGACAGCGCUGCGAGAGGGCCGGAGAGGCUCCAUCCAGGUGGACGGCGAGGAGCUGGUCAGCGGCCAGUCCCCAGGCCCUAACGUGGCUGUCAACACCAAGGGCAGCAUCUACAUCGGUGGAGCCCCCGACGUAAGCACGCUGACCGGGGGCAGGUUCUCCACGGGCGUCACCGGCUGUAUCAAGAACCUGGUUCUGCACUCUGCCCGGCCCGGCGCCCCACCCCCGCAGCCACUGGACCUGCAGCACCGCGCCCAGGGGGGCGCCAACACGCGCCCCUGCCCCUCGUAGGCGGCCGCCUGCCCUGCACAGACUCCCAGACAGCAGCCCAGCCCCACGGCGUCGAGUAUAUUAUUAUUAAUAUUAUUAUUAUGAAUAUUUUGUAAGAAACUGAGGCAAUGCCACGCUUUGCUGCUACUGCCCUGGGCUGGACUGGAGGAUGGGCAUGCCACCCCCCCUCCAACACACCUGGGCAAAGCCGCGGGCUGGCAGGUAGGGCGGGCUGGAUGGGAGCUGGUGCCUCAGAGGACUACCGGGACUUGGGGCCACACACGGUGGCAAUUGGGCUCAGAACUGUCACCACCAAUAGAGCCCCUCCUCCCCCUGCCAAGUAGAGCUGGGUUGUCCAGUUCUGCAGCCCUGGGGCAGCCCCCCAAAUCCUACAGAGCCAACCGCGGCCUCCAGCCUGGUGCCUCACCAGCUACCUGGAGCAGGGGGCAUCGCGAUGGGCUUUGCCACCCUCCUCCAGGUGAGGAAAGCUCUUUAAUGCCAACUGUGGAACAAAAGGCAGCUCACCCCUGGGCAGGCAACCCCACCCCUGCCGGCCCAUGUCCCGGCCCCCUCCACCUCUGCCUGGCCAGCCGGGCCACCUGCCCCUGACAGCCUUCCCCUCCCAAUGAGUCCUCCUGGCCCCCCAAACACACCUGCCACCUGCCCUCAGGGGCUGCAAGGGAAAGUCCACCCCACCUCUUACCGGGAGCUGCUAUGAGUGGAGCCCAGCACUGAGAGGGUCUCGCCGCCCAGAGCAGGCCACAUCCCCCCCACUGAUCUGGAAGUGAAGGCCCAGGGGACAUGGGGGGAAGAGAGCAUCGGUGGUUGAAGAGCUAGUGCCUUGCGUGGGGGAUGCCAGGACUCAUGGCUGGGAGGGACAGGAAGGGGACAUGACAGCCCUGCCCCACCUGUGGGAGCCUGAGGGCCCAACUGGGGGCACGCGCCCUCCCCACCAGCAGCCCACAGAUGUGGGAUCAGGACGCCUGGCCUCUGUGCCCGAGAAGGGACCCUCCUGUGGUCUUUGUCUUGAUCUUUCUUAAUAAACGGUGCUAUCCCCGCCA